CUGUUAUAAUCUACCUAGUUACGACUAUAUGUAGCGUCUUCUCUUUAUUAAACAAGAGUUGGAUUUAAGUUUGCUUUCAAUAAGAAAAGCUUGUUAUAGCUCACCACUGGCACAUAGAAUCCAACCUUAAUAUAUCAAACAUAGCAUGGCUUGGAUAUUAACCACUCUAGCCUUGAUUGCGCUCGCUUUCUUCCUCCGAGCUUGGCUGUCGAAAAGAAAGAUCAAGGACGGCAAGUUACCCCCAGGGCCAAUAGGAUUUCCUAUAUUUGGUUGCUUACAUUUGCUAGGGAAGUUCCCUCACCAUGACUUGCAUCAACUAGCAAAGAAGUACGGCCCUAUCAUGUAUAUGCGGUUAGGCUUGGUGCCUACUGUAGUUGUCUCAUCGCCUCAGGCUGCCGAAUUGAUUCUUAAGACCAAUGACCUCGUGUUUGCUAAUAGGCCACCAAAUGAGGCUGCGAAGCAUAUCUCUUACGAGCAGAAGAGCUUAUCAUUUGCUCCAUAUGGCACUUAUUGGCGCAACGUGCGCAAGAUGUGUACCCUUGAGUUGCUUAGCAACCAUAAAAUAAAUUCUUUCAUGUCCACGAGGAAAGAAGAGCUUGACCUCUUGAUUGACUACAUUAAAGAUGCUUCUCGUGAGCGUGUUGCUGUUGAUAUUGGUUCCAAGGUCUCAUCUCUAAGCGCUGACAUCAGUUGUAGGAUGGUUUUUGGAAAGAAAUACUUGGAAAGGGAAUUUGAUGAGAAGGGGUUCAAACCAGUGAUUCACGAGGGCAUGCGUUUAGCAGCUAGUUUUAACCUGGGUGAUUACAUCCCUCCAAUUGCAAUUCCUCAUCCCAGGUUUGCUGGGAGUAACAUAGAUGUUCGUGGACGCGAUUUCCAGCUUCUCCCCUUUGGGUCAGGGCGCAGGAGCUGCCCUGGAAUGCAUUUGGGACUAACCAUGGUUCGGCAAAUUGUGGCACAGCUGGUGCAUUGCUUUGAUUGGGAGCUUCCUAACAAUAUGUUGCCGGAGGAAUUGGACAUGACUGAAGCGUUUAGUCUUGUAACCCCGAGAGCAAACCAUCUGUGCGCCACUCCUACCUAUCGCCUUCACCUCUGA
This is a messenger RNA of Populus euphratica (Euphrates poplar), 1093 nucleotides long. RefSeq names its product cytochrome P450 CYP736A12-like. Lineage: Eukaryota; Viridiplantae; Streptophyta; Magnoliopsida; Malpighiales; Salicaceae. The coding region runs from base 146 to 1093 and encodes 315 amino acids. The record is from RefSeq and is a predicted model, not a curated record. Gene Ontology annotation, molecular function: iron ion binding; heme binding; oxidoreductase activity, acting on paired donors, with incorporation or reduction of molecular oxygen. The transcript is spliced from 2 exons.